This is a messenger RNA of Macrosiphum euphorbiae (potato aphid), 588 nucleotides long. Lineage: Eukaryota; Metazoa; Arthropoda; Insecta; Hemiptera; Aphididae. The record is from the annotation of a GenBank genome assembly.
AUGGGCCGUCCGCUCCCGUGGCUUCCGGUCCUGCUUGUGCUGCUGCCGGCCGCGGCCUUUGCCGACGAGCAGUGUCCGAUGAACGUGUCCAGACCGGCGCCCGAAAACGCUUACCUGGUGGACGACGUACUGUGGGCCGGGGAACCGAAAAAAGCGUAUCCGGCCGCCGCCUACCGUUCGGUUCAGGGCGGCGGUUACGUCCUGUGCACGUGCGAAACGGGAGCUUGUGUGCGCAAGUGCUGCCCGCAGAACUGGGCGUACGUGGAAGGGAAAUGCUCGGAGCUCAACGCAUCGCUCGACGUCAAGUUUGAGGUUCCAGAGUUUGUAAAUGAAAACGGGACAGUCAGUACAUAUGAGACAGGCCACUUUCAUAUAGUCUAUGGAAAACCGAAGUGUGCUGAUAAAUACCGAAUAAUGCCAUCAUUGCGUAAAACUGAUAGUUUUCGAAUAACCAAAACGGGAUGGUUACUGCAGGAUGAAUCCGGAGCCACUAUUGCUCGACCGGAUGAAUUUUGUUUGGAUUCAUUUUCCACGGAAAAUUUUCAAAAAUUACCAGUUGUUUGUUCUCGGGAAUUCAUGGAAAAUUAA